CCUCGACCUGAUCUCUGCACCAUGUCCCCCCAAGCGGCCGACCCCAAGCGACGACCCGCCAACGACAGCGACGACGACCGCGAUCCGCAGCAGAAGCGGCUGAAAUCCCGCCGCGGUGAUUCCGCCAACUCUGAUCUCGGAUCGGCUGAUCUUCACGAUGGCGCGAACCGACAGGACGAUGACGAUGACAAUGACAAUGACGAUGUCGGGCCGAUGCCGGUCUCAUCCUCAGAGCCAAAGAAGAGGCACAAAGUCCUGGAGCACGAGCAGCUCUUCCUCGAGAAUCUGCCCUGCAAGGACAUGUACGAAAAGAGUCUAAUGCAUCGCGACAUUGUCAAUUUUGUUGAGGUCUCGUCUCAAACCGACUUUAUCAUCACCACCUCAAUCGACGGACACGUCAAGUUCUGGAAGAAGACCGAAAAGGGUAUCGAGUUUGUCAAGCACUAUCGUGCCCACCUCAGCGCCAUUGUCGCUGUUGCCCUGAGCCACGAUGGUCUGCUGUUUGCCACGGCUGGCGCCGACAAGGCUCUCAAGAUCUUUGAUGUUGUCAACUUUGACAUGAUCAACUUGAUCAAGUUGGACUAUCUGCCCAACAGCCUCUCGUGGGCAUGCCAAAAGGGCCAGAUCCAGGCUCUGCUAUUAUGCUCGGACAAAGAAUCGCCCGCCAUCCAUGUCUAUGAUGGACGCGGCGGCGAUCAAACCAUCUGUACCGUUUCCAAGAUCCAUCAGCAGCCUGUGCAUAUCAUGCAGUAUCAUCCGGACGCCAAUACCAUCGUCAGCGUUGACGAGGGUGGCAUGAUUGAAUACUGGGUCGUCAGCACGACCGAGCCACUCCCGCCCCCACCCGAAGCACCGUAUGUCAGCUGGGAAUACAAGGCCGAAACUGACCUGUACGAGUUCAAGAAGGCCAAGGUGGUGCCGAGCUCGCUGAGGUUCUCGCCGGAUUUCUCCAUGUUUGUGACCUUUGGGUUCGGUGACAGGGCCAUCCGCAUCUUCAAUUUCAAGACGGGCAAGCUGAUUCGGAAAUAUGAUGAGAGCCUCAGCGUCAUCACCGAGAUGAAGCAGGCCGGCACUCUCGGUGACCAGCUGGAUGAUAUGGAGUUUGGCAGACGCCUGGCCAUCGAGCGCGAGUUUGGCCAGGGCAAAUCCGGCCAGGUGUCGACGGCCAACGUCAUCUUUGACGAGUCGGGCAACUUUAUUCUGUAUCCGACGCUGCUGGGCAUCAAAAUCGUCAACAUUGUCACCAACAAGGUCGUGCGGCUCAUCAGCAAAAUGGACAACCAGCGCUUCCUCAACAUCGCGCUCUACCAAGGUGCUCCGAAGAAGAAAAACCUGAUGACCUCGGCCAUGGCUGCCUCCGACAACCAGCUCCUGAAAGACAGUCUGGCCAACGACCCCACGCUCUUUUGCACAGCCUACAAGCGGAACCGAUUCUACUUGCUGACACGGCGUGAGCACGAGGAGACCGGCUCGGCGACUGGCCGCGACAUCUUCAACGAAAAGCCGUCUCGCGAGGAACAGACCGUCGCAGCCAUGUCCAGCACCAAUCUCAAGGCUGCCAUUGGCUCUGCCGCCAUCAUCCACACUUCUUUUGGCGACAUUCAUCUGCAGCUCUUCCCGCAGUAUGCUCCAAAGGCGGUCGAGAACUUCGUUGGACUGGCCAAGAAGGGAUUCUACAGCAACCUUAUCUUCCACCGUGUGAUCAAGGGCUUCAUGAUCCAGACCGGCUGUCCCUUUGGCGACGGCACGGGCUCCGAGUCGCUGUGGGGACACGAGUUUGAAGAUGAGUUUCAUAAGGCCGCCAAGCACGACCGGCCCUAUACCCUCAGUAUGGCCAACAGCGGACCCGGAACCAACGGAAGCCAGUUCUUCAUCACGACUGUCCCAACGCCGUGGCUCGACAACAAGCACACCGUGUUCGGGCGAGCUACUGGCGGCAUGGAUGUCGUCCAAAAGAUCGAGGGUCUCAAGGUGGACAAGUUCGACAAGCCUUACGAAGACGUUCGUAUUCUGUCGAUCGAAGUCCGAUAAUGUGCCGAGGGCCGUUCGGGGAGGACCGUGGCACUGAUGGUGGCCCAGAAUACUUGCCGACUGUGGCAACACCUCCGAGCAGGUGCGCUAUUGGGACAAUACAACAGCCACCGAUUCCCACUCUUCAGACCAUCACGACAGUCCAGGGACAUUGUGCGGAUAGCGACUUUCCUGGACACCCAGGUCGAGCACAUGUAUUCAAGCUCUGGGAAUCGGGUAUAAUGGUGACUCACAUUGUCGACAGUCGCGGCGGCUGCAGUGCUCCUGGCUUCGGAUCAAAAUGGUCACACUGCACAAUACUGAACAGAGCCAUGCAGAU
Messenger RNA from Polychytrium aggregatum, 2350 nucleotides. RefSeq lists its product as uncharacterized. Bases 22 to 2031 code for a protein of 669 amino acids. Gene Ontology annotation, molecular function: protein binding; peptidyl-prolyl cis-trans isomerase activity. The record is from RefSeq and is a predicted model, not a curated record. The transcript has 10 exons. Gene Ontology annotation, biological process: protein peptidyl-prolyl isomerization; protein folding. Lineage: Eukaryota; Fungi; Chytridiomycota; Chytridiomycetes; Polychytriales.